GUAAAGAUCUUCACCGAUUCCAGACGCAGCCUUUGCUUCGUUCUCUACGGUCCGUUCCCUGUGUGGGUGUCACAUCCUUGACGGACACGUUGCCGGCCAGCCAUGGGCAACAAGCUGGGUGGCGUCGUGUCCUUCACAUAUGUGACACUAAACACAGGGGAGGGCUCCGUUUCACCAGACACAAGCACUGGAUGUCUCCCUGUGGGAUGACUAGCUGCGAUGAGCACACCCACACCCACACACCCUCGGACACAACGACAUAUGUGUGUAUGUCGGUAUGUGUAUGACGCACACAGACGCCCAGGAGCACCAUUACGCGAUCACCUCACCCACCCAUCCACCCACCCACGAAAAACGGUGUGACACCCACAGAAACACAACGCACACACACACAGAUAUCAUCUACGUCUGCCUGCCUGUCGGUGUAUAUGGGUACAAACAAAACACAGCACACAAAAAAACAUACCUGCACUGCAGCCAUCGGUGCGAUAUGCGAUAAGCGAUGAGCGAUACCACAACAACAACAACAACGACACGGCAAUAGGUAGAUAGAUUGACUAAACAGGUAAAUCGCUGCGAUCGCCUGUCUGUCUGUCUGUGUGUCUGUGUCGCCUCCCUCCAACCGGGAAAAACGGAGGGAUGUGCACCCACAGAAGCCCGACACACACAACACUCACAGACAUACACCAGAAGUGCGCGUUACACACGCCCUUGCCCCUCUCCCUCCCCCUCCCCCGCCCUCUUCCUCUCUGCCUCACACGCGAGCACUCUCAGCCUCUCGCCCAUCCCCGUGCGAUCCACCAGCCGCCUGAAGUACCCAUCCCCGUCCCCCCGCCGCAGCAGCUCUGCAGGCGAGUCGAAUUCCACCACGGCGCCCCUGUCCAUCACCAGCACUCUGUCCGCGUCGAUGACGGUCGACAGCCGGUGGGCGAUGGUGAGCACCACGCACUUUUGGAAGUGGGGGUGGUUCCGGAGGGCGUGCUGGAUGAGGAAGUCCGUGUGAGUGUCGACGUUGGCAGUCGCCUCGUCGAGGACAAGGAUGCGGGUCUCGCGCAGGAGUGCUCGGGCGAGGCACACCAGCUGCUUCUCGCCCACACUGACACGCCGAGAGAGGGCAGACACAAACAUGGCGGGAAUGUGUGUAUGUGUGUGUGGGUGCUCGGGGUGGUGGUGUGGGAGGUACCUGAAGUUGUCUCCUGCCUCUGUGAGGCUGGCCAUCAGGCCGCCAGUGAGCUUGUUGGCCACUCCCUCCAGCUGCACUGCCUUGAGCGCACCCCACACUGAACAUGCCACCCACAAUCACACACAUGUCCACCUUUCCACACGCACACACACACACACACUCACACAGCUGUCCUGUGCAACUAACUCACCGGCAUCGUCCGAAUGCUCGUUGAAAGGGUCUAGAUUAGCCCUCAGCGACCCGGCAAAGAUGACGGGCGACUGUGGAAUGAUCGAUAUGCUCGACCUGAGUGUCCGCAGCCGCAAGCUGCGACUGUCGACGCCGUCGAUGGUGACGCUGCCGCCCUCUAUCUCGGACAGCCGGAAUAAGGCCGCGAUGAGCGACGUCUUGCCGGCACCAGAUCUCCCGACGAUGCCGAUCUGACACACAAACGGACCAUCACGUGGCCAUGUGUGGAUGCCUGUGUGUCGUGUGUCUGCAGCGGACCUUUUCUCUCGGUCGCAGGGAGAAUGAGACGCCCUUGAGGGCGGUGGGCAUGUGGUCCCGAUACCGCAGCACCACAUCGUUGAAGGCCACGACGCCAUCAGACGGCCAUGGGCUCGGGUGGGGGAGUGUCUUCUUUGCGCGUGUCAAGGUGGUCUGUUCCUCUGCCGGCGUCACCUGCCGUUCCUGUGGGAGGCGGGCGUACUCGAUGAUGCGCUCGACGGACGUCAUGAAGUUGGUCAGCUCUGCGGACUGCCUCGCCGUCCAUUGAAACAAGCUCGCCUGAUCCAUCCAUCCAUCCCAUCCAGAGAGAGAGGGAGAGAAAGAUGCACAUGGCAUGGCGGCAAAGAGGUAGCGUACCCACCGACCCACCCACCAGCCCACCAUUUGAAUGAUGUAGACGAGUCCCAGCCCCAGUAGGCCCGGGUCAGCGGCCAUCUUCUCCAGCCCCCCCAGCCAGGUGCCUUCCUCCCGACCCCUCACGGCCAGCUGCCGCAUCGCCACGGCUCCGAUCGCCGUUAUGGCCUGGAACACCGACACCACCACGUCAAGGCGGAAGCCGAACCACCUCUCAACCUGAUCCCAUGCACACACACACAGAGAUACAAUACACUCUUGAGCGCGAGUGAUGGUGUUGUAACAAUGGUUGCCGGCUACUUGCUUGCCUGUUUGUAUGUCCAGUAGGCCGAGUUGUGCAUGUCCUGUGUGGCCUCAAACUGACACCGGCUGUCGUCAUGAAGCUCAAAGGCGCGCAGGGUGGCCAGGCCGUGGAGCGUGGUGGUCAGCUGCGAGUAGAGGGGGGAGCGCGCCACACCUGUUGACACACACAAACACAGAGAGAGGCACACACAGAGAUACUCUAUCGCAGAAUGGGCACGGGACGAUGGUGAAUGACGUACGCACCAUCAAGGCGUCUCAGCUCUCUUGAGCUUCUCAGGUACACCCGCCUCAGCCACACACACACCUGUUAACACAAUAAAGAACACAUCCAUCCAGCCCUCUGCCUGUGUGUGUGUGUGGGUGCCUGGGGGUGCGGUGUGCGUGUGGCCGAGACGUACGCACCGCGGCCAGAGGGAUGAGAGGCACGACGACGACGGGGUUGACCACACACACAAACACCACCGUACCCAGCACACGCAGAGAGCACUGCAUGACGUCUAAACCCGUAUACGGCACCUACGCACACACACACACACACACAGACACACGGAGAGAGGGAGACGGUGAAGAUUCGCUUGGAUGAAAGCGCGGGUGAAAAUUGCAGCACCAUGUCGUCCAUGAGCGAGACAUCCUUGGAGAACCGAUUGAGGAUUCUGCCAGUUGGGUUGGCCUCGAACCACCUCAUGGGUGCGGACAGGAGCUUGGCGAAGACCGUGUUGUGCAGCGACUGUGAGGCCCGCAGGCAGAGUGCGAAAAACAGGUGGGCACGGGAGACGGAGAAGAUCAAGAGGAACAACACCAGCAGCCAAUAAUGCUGCACACAGAAAUACAGACAGACAUACAAAGGAUGGAUGGCUGGAUGGAUGGGUGGGCUUAUGGCUACCCCGAUGGUUGCGGGCUGUGUCUGUUGCUCGUUGUCGAGUUGGCUCCAUUGGCUGAGGUACGCCCCACUGAGGAUAAGCAUCACCUGCGCCCCCACCGCCAGCAGACACAUGACGCAGAUGACCCACCAGGGGCCUGCACACACAACACAACACAACACAACACACCAACAGAGAUGCGCUCAUAGAGGAAACAAACAGGAGGCAGUCACCCGCCCCCCCACCCCACCCAUGUGUGAUGCGUAUGUGCGGAAGACGCCCCAGGACACAGUCCCGGUCUGCCGGGUCUCCGCCUCGAUGAUGGCACCCUUGCUGGCCUCCUCCUGACCCUCUUCGUUGGUAUCCUUCAACACGGAGCACGAAUGCUCAUACGCUGCACAAUCAGCCAGCACCCACACAAGACACGGAGAGCCACACACACACACAGAGAGAGAGAGAGAGAGAGAGAUCCGAUGGAUGGGUGUAUGUGUGUUAUGUGGGGUGCACGCCUACACCCACCUGGUUUCUGCUGCUCGCUGCUGUUGUUGUUGCCGUCGUCCUCAUUGUCGGCCAUGUCGUCAAGGCUGAUCUCAUGCAGGUGGAUCUCCUCAAGCUGCGCCUCCUUCUCGCUCUCCCGAACGACGUCUCCCCUCAUCAGCAGGUGUGGCAUGUGCGCCACGUCGCCCAGCACCCCGUCAUGCACCACACAGCCGUCAUUGAGCACCACCAGCCGCCCCUGGGGGCACAUCUGCGCCACGACCGACACCUGGUGCGUCACGAGGAUGCGUGUGGUGUCAGCCAGGGCACCCAGCAGCGCCUCAGCGACCUGACAACCGAUGGCACAACACAACACAUAGACGGCGAGUGACUCGGGUCGAGUGUGUAUGUGUGUAUGUGCGUGUGUGUGUACCCACCAGGUGUCUGGCGACAUUGGCGUCAACGGCCGAGAGUGGAUCGUCCAGCAGCACCACUAUGCCUCCCUGCUGCUGUUGCUGCUGCCGCUGCUUGCGUGUGAUGGCCGCGGCAUAGAUGGCCCUUGCCAUGGCGACUCUCGCCUUCUGCCCGCCACUGAGGGUGACGCCCCUCUCGCCCACUUGGGUGUGGACGUGGGAAGGCAUGCUGGCCAGGUCGGUGGCGAGGGCAGAUGCGUGGAUGGCGGCAUCGACGAGGGCCUGAAUGCACGCAGGCAGGGGAAAUGCGGCGUGUGUGUGUGGGGGGGGGAGAGGAGGACGGGGGGAGGAGGUAUCACCUGGUCGGCAGGUUUGCCGAAGAGGAUGUUCUCGAGGAUCGUGACGGGCGCGAUGAAUGGCUCCUGCUCCACCAGGGCCAUGCCGUCCCCCUCACGCACACACACGCCACCCGCCUGAACACACAGGUACAUCACAGACACGGAGUCUCAGACAGAAAGGUACGCGUGUGCGUGUGUGUGUGUAUGUGGUUGCUGCACUCACCUGUGGCUCCAGCUCUCCCAGGAUGGUCAUGAGUAGUGAGGUCUUGCCGCCUCCCACCGGGCCGGCGAUGACCAGCAGCUCUCCCUGCUUGACAGACAGGCUGACGCUCUUCAACACGGGGCCAGUUUUCGGCUCCCAUGAGGCGGUCAUGCUGCAGGCAGGACACACAGACACAAGGUGGGUGUGUCGCUUGUGUGUGUAUGUGUGUGUGUGUGGGUGUCUGUGUGUGUGUGUUCACUCGUUUGCUCACUUGUGUAUGUCAAUGGCGUGGUGGUGUGUCGGUGUGGGUGUGUCGAUCUGGGUGUCGUCCGAAGAGUCGGUGGAAGGCACGGAAGUGCUGACGCCAACAACCACACACACACACAUGGACACACACACAUAUCCACACACAUCCACAAAGACGUUUUGCUCAGUCACUCCUCCACUCACUGACUCACCAGCCGUUGCCAUUGGCAAUGCCGUGCCUUUUGUGUGUGCUGCGUUCGCUCUGUGUGAGCAGUGCGGUGAGCCGCUGUGUGGCGACAUAGAGCUCAGAGAGAAAUUCUACGGCGUAUGGGAAAAAGAGCGUGAGCGUCAGCUGCAGCGGCAGGAAAAGUGAGUACCUGACACACAGACAACCAGACAGCCACACACACAGACAUACACAAGGUGAUCUUUCUCUGCGUGUGUGUGUGUGGGGGGUGUCUCGCAGCCAUGGCGCUCACGUGGAGAAUAUGAGUGCGGGUGUGAGCGUGUUGCCCAUCAGCACAUACACAGUGAAGGUGAUCGACACUAUCACCGCUGACGACAGAAACUCGCACCACAGAUUCACAGCCCUGAGGCGGCACACACACAAUCACACACACACACACACACAAUUUCGGCGUGCCUGUGAAGACACUCUCUUAUGUGUGGUGUUUACUUGAGGUUCAUGGAUCUGCGAAGUGCGCGGAUCUCUCUGUUUCUGACGUGCGCCACCCGCUCGGCCAGGGGCUCCUCCCAGGAGUACAGCUUCAACACACGAAUGCCGCUGGCACACACAGACACACAAUCACACAGACAGACAAACAAAGACACACACAAACCGACAAAUGAGAGAGGCGCAAACAGACAAAUGAGUUCACCACACACAGUGGAUGGAUGGAUGGAUGUGUGUGUGUGUGUGUGUGACUGGUCCAUUCGAGCCCGCCACAAGUGAGUAUGGUGGCGCCUCGCUAUAGCCCGUCACCCAUCUGCCAGGUCGUCAGUGUCUGCAUCUUGGACGUCCUCCUCCGAAGCGACGCGGAGCAGGUGAUAAAGCAAUGCAGAUACAUAUGCACACCACAGGAGGCUGCUGCUGCUGCUGCUGGGUGGGUGGGUGAGGUGACCAAGCUGGAUGGAUGAAUGGAUGGAUGGAUGGAGUGGUGGUAUGCACGCGGCCUCACCCACGAGCACAGACAGAGGUUUGUGUGCCCACCGACCCACCUGAUGAGCUCCCCCAUCGUCCUGACGCGUCUGUCCGCCUCAGCCACCGUGCGGCGACGGAACCGCACAAACAGCGAUGAAAACACCUGUCAUAGCAAAGAACACAACAAACAGAUGCUGACAAGCGUGUGCGAGGGCCGGCGUGUGAUGUGCUAUGUACCAUCUGUGCGGGCAGCAGGAGCACCAGCAGGGAGAUACCGAUGAGCGACGCGGGCCCGAUCUUCUGAUAGACGAUAACCAACACCACCAACAGGUGAAUGGGAGACCUGCAUCAACCACACACAACCACACACACACAAUAUGCCAGCACACAGGUGUAUGUUUGUGAAGGGGCGUCAGCCAGUCAUUACGUCGCGACGAACUGGAAGAACGGUCCGCCGUACUCCAUCCGGUAGAAAUCGCUCGAGAACAUGUUCAUUAUCUGCCAAGCGAAUAUACACACGUCUCCCCUCCCUCCCUGCCCGUCUGUGUGUGUGUGUGUGUGUGUGGUUUUACCUGUCCGGCUGACACGUCUGUGAGUGCCCUGAGGCUCAGCCUCAGCACCUUGUUGUACGCCAACGACAUAGCCGCCACACGCAGGCGCAUCCCAAAGUGAAACCCUGCACACGCACACACACACACACACACACAGAUCCAGACAUUUGUAGACACCUCUCUCAGUGGCAACCGAACUCUCCUAGCUGUUUGGGUUUAGGCGUACCUUCGUGAAAGACAUGGUGGUGGGUGAUGUUGAGCAGCAGGCCGAGCAGCAGCAGCGUCGAUGCGCAGGUCAUGAGGUAGCCGAGCGAUGCGGUGGGGUCAGACAGACCGCCCAGAAGCUCACCCACGAUCAACGCCACACCUGAUCGAUCGGCACACACACGGCGACACACUGUGUCUGUGUCUGUUUCUUGUCUCCACUUGUGUGCGUGUGUGUGCUCUUACUUACCGAUGUACGCCGCCACUUCACACAGCUGCAAGGCGGCCAGGCAGAUGAACCCUGUCACACACAUCACAUACACACACCGCCAACACGAAAGAGGAAUCGGUCAAUCCACAGAAACCCUCCCAGCCACUCGGCCGGCCAUUUCUCGCUUACACCAGCAGAACUUCCUCACAAACAUCCGCAACACGUUGGGCUUAUCACUCCUGGCACACUCCUCACGCCAGGCAUCCUCCAUCCAUGCGCCUAUUCUCGCUGCCUCGUCACUCCCAGCCACCUGCGGCAGGUCCUCUUUGUCCAACACCUUCCGACGCGCCACAUUAAUCAUCUUCCAUGAGUAAGCAAAGGACAGCAGUGACGGCCAUGGUGAUUUGUGGUUCAGGGGAGGGACGGGGUGGCGGGAUGACGCCUUCUCCUCAUCGACGGGAGCUGUGGCCGUCAUUGUCGCUGUGAUCUGAUGGAUGACGGUGUUGUCUUGGCUGUGUCUACGCCUGUCCCUAAGCCCGGCGCCUACCUUUCGGCGCUAGACAUCUCCAGGGCGGAUCUCCC
Messenger RNA from Vitrella brassicaformis, 7551 nucleotides. The record is from the annotation of a GenBank genome assembly. NCBI's taxonomy places the organism in Eukaryota, Vitrellaceae.